Culicoides brevitarsis is the source of this 1429-nucleotide messenger RNA. Its product is annotated as mitochondrial ornithine transporter 1-like. Gene Ontology annotation, biological process: mitochondrial L-ornithine transmembrane transport. Gene Ontology annotation, molecular function: L-ornithine transmembrane transporter activity. NCBI's taxonomy places the organism in Eukaryota, Metazoa, Arthropoda, Insecta, Diptera, Ceratopogonidae. Bases 392 to 1315 code for a protein of 307 amino acids. Gene Ontology annotation, cellular component: mitochondrion. The transcript has 4 exons. The record is from RefSeq and is a predicted model, not a curated record.
AUCAGUUGAACAUCCAGGCAACAACUUGUCAGUCGUGCUUGAGAGUUAACGUGGUUAAGAAUCUCAUGCGUAAUCGUCAUUCAUAAAAAUUUUACAAAAUCUCAGGAACGAACGUUAAUUGAAGAAGAAUAGAAACUGAAUUAAAAUUCAAAUUUGUUCAAGUAAAACUCAAAAAUAGACAAAAAAGUGGAGUAAAACCAUAAAAAAACAUAAAAAAAGUUGAAAUAUUUUAAAAAGUGAUAAAAAAAGAUAAGAAUCGAGAUUAAAAAAUCAACCUUGACAUUCGUCACUUUGGUUUUUUCAACUGUUGCGUAUCUAUUACGUCAGAAUUUGAGUCAGUGAUCCCAUGAAAGUUCGCUUAACUCUCAGAAAAACGAAUUUUAGUUAAAAAAUGCAUUCCACAACGACAAAUAAUGAAGGAGACAAGUUCAAAAUCGGUUGUAUUGACUUCACGGCGGGAUCUUUAGGCGGCGUAGCUCUUGUUUACGUGAGUCAACCUUUGGAUACCGUAAAAGUCAAGAUGCAAACCUUCCCUGAUGCUUACAAAGGCAUGACAGAUUGUUUAGUGAAGACUUUCAAGCGAGAUGGCGUCGCUCGAGGACUUUAUGCGGGAACAAUGCCCGCUGUAGCUGCCAAUGUCGCUGAAAAUUCGGUACUUUUUGCGGCGUACGGCGCGUGUCAAAAUGCCGUCGGUUACUGCAUCGGUCAACAUGACAUCAAGGAAUUAUCUCCGUUGGCGAAUGCAACUGCUGGAUUUCUCGCUGCUUUCUUUUCUUCCUUCACAUUAUGCCCAACGGAGCUGAUAAAAUGUCGACUUCAGGCGAUGCGCGAGGUUCAAACGCAAAAAGGACAAGUUGGAGCGGCGCUCGUGAGUCCCUACCAGCUGACAAAAAGUGUUUUGAAGACAGAAGGCGUUCCGGGACUGUUUCGGGGAUUGACAUCGACGUUCGCGCGUGAAAUGCCGGGAUACUUUUUCUUCUUCGGAGGUUAUGAGUUGUCACGAAAUUAUCUUGCGAAUCCCGGAGAGACAAAAGACGAAAUAGGACCAUUGAAGACGAUGUUAGCAGGAGCAAUUGGAGGCAUUUGUUUGUGGACUGCGAUUUUCCCUGCAGAUGUUAUCAAGUCAAGGAUUCAAGUUACGGGCACUACAAGAGGAAUGUUUGACGUUGGAAUCGAAAUUUUCAAGAAAGAAGGCGCUCUUGCGUUGUACAAUGGAUUAAAACCGACCGUUUUGAGAACAAUUCCAGCGACGUCGGUGCUAUUUUUGGUAUAUGAGUACACGAAAAAGUUCCUUACACAAAAAUUUGUCGAUUAAAAAGCAUUUUGCUUUGAAAAAAUUUGUUUUUGUAACGAAAAUUUAAGUUUAUAGGGGCAAAUUUUUAAUUUUUUAAUAGAAAUCCAACGUUUUUGACCACAUUUCCACUUUUAA